AUGAUCGCAAGAUCCUGCAUGUUGCUUACAUGGGUGCUUUCCAUAUUGCUAUGCUGUUCUAGGGUGUUGGCCUUCAACUGCACCUCAGCCAUUAUCUUUUCGCCAGCAGGUGCAGACUUACUUCGCAAGAACUGUCGAGUAAUUCAUGGCGAUGUCACUAUCGGUCCCUCCAAUGACAAUAGCACGACCCAACAUAUCAAUCUCGACGGUGUUGAGGUGAUCGAAGGCUCUUUCUGGAACUAUGUGGUUGCCCGACGCGACGAACUUGAUGACCAGCCUUACUUCACACUCUCUAGCUCAACUUUGACCGAAGUGAAGGGCGAGGUCGAAUUUGGAAGAUAUCCCACAAAGCUACAGAACCUCACUCUCCCAAACCUCAAAACUGUGAAUAUAAGCUUCGAAGUAGGAUGGUGGGCAGACGAUCUCACCUAUCUGGAUGUCUCAAGUCUGGAGUCAGUGUCCCGCUUUGUUCUUGGGGCCGCUAAUCUCACCACGUUCCGACACAAGAGCUUGCGCAAUGCGAAAACUGUAGGGCUUUACCCGACGCAAAUCGACUCACUUGAUCUUGUAUCUGAUUCUCGACUCAAUCUCACUAAUGUUGGCUUUCAAGGCCCAUUUCCAAACCUCAAGAACAUCAAUAUUGGGUUUGCAUAUGCCAAAUUGUGCAGCAUUGAUGCCAAUGCAUCUCUGACACUGGGUGGCCCUUCAGCAACAAACAUGACAAUCGGAACUCUUUCUCUCGGCGGUGGUGUUUCAGAUAUUAAGCGCAGCACGGAGCUGGAGUCAAUCAGUGUGGAUAAACUGUCAUUGGCUAGCAGCAUUUCCAUUCCACACCUGGAAGUCCCAUUCGACAACCUCCGCGAUCUGACACUUGAACAAAACUACGAAACUCAUCCUGUCAAGGAUAUCACUCUACCACCGCAAGCCGUGAACUGGACAGGCGGCUUCAGACUGCGUAUUAGUGAUGCUCCAGAAUUGAAUCUAACCUCGAUAUACCGUACCGACGACCAAAACAACCGCGUCCAAACCUGGUACUGGCCAACAAACAUCUCGUCGAUUUGGAUUUCCGGUGCUAAUAUUAGUAACGAGUUCUUUGAUCCGUUUGUCGCUCAGCAAAAUUCCUCCUUGGACAGCAUUCCGCCUCCAUCAGUGUUGGAUUCAUUCUGGGUCCUUCCAUCGGCAAACAGUACUGGUUUCAAGUGCGCGCCCUUCAACGAGCUAUCGUACAAGGGCCGUUUACCUACUUCUAAGUAUGAUUUCCUGUGCUCGAACUCCACAAAAUCCAGUGGAAGUGCUUUCAUUCGUACACCAAGCUCGCUUCACCUUGCCGGUGUCGCCCUUGGAGCAGCUUUGUGGAUGGCAUGA
Molecule: messenger RNA, 1365 nt
Organism: Penicillium antarcticum
Lineage: Eukaryota; Fungi; Ascomycota; Eurotiomycetes; Eurotiales; Aspergillaceae
Exons: 3
Coding region: 1-1365 (454 amino acids)
Source: RefSeq, a predicted model, not a curated record